Daphnia carinata is the source of this 2676-nucleotide messenger RNA. RefSeq lists its product as uncharacterized. Lineage: Eukaryota; Metazoa; Arthropoda; Branchiopoda; Diplostraca; Daphniidae. Gene Ontology annotation, molecular function: protein binding. The transcript is spliced from 13 exons. The record is from RefSeq and is a predicted model, not a curated record. The coding region runs from base 73 to 2460 and encodes 795 amino acids.
UUUUUUUUCUGUUUCGUUCACAAGUUUGGGGCUAUUUCGUUCACAACUGUUUCGGUGCUCAGCGACAUUGGUAUGGCGCCGUUCAACUCCGUUCGACUCUGGCACGUUCUUCUCGUAUCCUCGCUAUCGUGGCUUACCAUUUCAACAGCUCCAAUGUCGGACAUUGAUGUCACGGUGGAUGAUCCUCAACGCACAGGCUGCUUGUACGACGGCAAGUUCUAUAAAGAAAGCCAAACGGUGGUCACCAAAGAACCUUGUCUCAACUGCAGCUGCCAGAACGGAGCGUUGCGUUGUCACCUGCAAGUCUGCCCUUUCCUGCACGACAUUUACCCGCCACCGGCCGGCUGCGUUCUUGUCGAGAGGAAGAACGCAUGCUGCCCGAAAUUACAUUGCCCCGGUGCACAUUCCGGUGGGAACCGACUCUUCCGCAAAGAUCCUACCGGUCAGGUGGGAGCCUGGAAAGUUCGCGAAGAUUUGCGUAAAAGAUUGGUGAAACAUCUUGCCAAAAGUGGCAGCGAUAAACAAGGUUGCGUGGAUUCUGGAACGUUGUACGCCGACGGCUCUGCCAUGAUGACGUCGUCCACUUGCGAAUAUUGUUUCUGCUUAAAAGGGAAACAGACGUGCGUCAAACCGCGAUGCGCCGAACCGGAACUGGAAGGAUGCACGCCCCGCUUCCGCGAUUUGGCCUGUUGUCCAACUCAUUACGAUUGUGCCACGGCGACGGUCAACGCCACUUCCGUCGUACUCAAGACGAUUACACCCACCGAACGUCGAGGUGACCGCGUUCGUCUUGGUGCGGCAAACGUACGGGGCAAUGACCGCAUUUUCGAUUCUUCUUCGACGACGUCCUCACAUCACCAGAAGCUGGCCAAUUCGCGUGUCUUGCGCAAGAAGAUGCUGACGAAACGUAGCGCUGAAGUCAAAGUCACAGAAGCCACGCCUUCCAGUACAGCACAGCCUGAGGAAGCCAAUGCCGUUACCCUUGGACCGGAUCACCUGACGGAAGAGGAUCCGCAAUCCAAUUUAGAGGCCAUUUCCGCUGCAUCGUUCUUCCGCAAAGCGAUUGACGAGUCCCCGAAUAACGACGUCCGACUCGACUCGAUCGAAACUGUGGAAGGCCCGCAUUUCGAUUCGUUGGCCAUCGAGGGAUCUUUGAUAGAAAGUCGAGUACCUGCCCCAAUGUCCAGCACCGACGUGCCAGAAGAGUCGGCCACGGUCGCAAUGGAUGACAGCGUCGCACCGACGGCCAUAACUGGAGAUGAGGAGGAGCCCAUCUUCGAUGAUUUACCAGCUUCAUCGCGUCUGGAUGAAGAACCUGAAUUGACUCCAGACGAAUUAGAGGCCGAAGCGGCCGAAAGGAACAUUGAAGUCAGCGUUUCUUCAUCGAUUACGUCCGUUUCGCAAUCCUCCGCCCGCGUGGUGGGCAAAGAAGAUGCGGCGAAAACGAACGCAACGGCCGCUCCGGUGGCAGCUCCUCCACCGACCAACGCUAACGUUAUGCCUGUUGAUAAUAAAACAGCCAAACCGAUGGCCGAUGCGGGACAAGCCGUUCCGCUGGUACCUCCAAUGUUGGCGGAAGAAGAGGAGCCCCUCGAUUACGAUUACAGCAACAUGGAACUGCCUCCGUCGUUGCCUAAUCUCGAAAUCAUUCCGUUCGUGGCGGCAGAUGCGGUGAUGGGCGUGCCCAAUUUAGAAGAAGACGAACGAUUGAAUUUAGGCGGUGUCAUGGAACAGCGGACGCCAAUGUCUCAGGCAGCUGCCUCUGAAUCGCAAACAGAGCACUGUAGUAGCGGUGGCAAUUUGUAUAACCACGGCGAGUUGAUCAAGGGUGAAGUGGAGGAUGCCUGCAAGAUCUGUCGCUGCAUGCUGGGCGAGAUCGUUUGCCACGAAACGCAGUGCGCUCCCCUAUUGCCCGGCUGUCAGCGGCUUGACCAGCCCGGUUUCUGUUGCGGACAAGUGGUCUGCGGUGGGAAUGCUGGUGAUCGAGUGGAACCGUUGAACGAUGUCGUUAACAGCACGAUCGCAAGCGAUAAAGGUCAGCCGGAAGAGAAAGUCCAGCAGCAACCAUCGGAUGAAGAAUUGAAAACAACAUCGACCACGCAGCCAUCGUCGCCUAUGCUGGCCUUCAAAGUGACGUUCCCACCUCGGCCGAGCAGCACUCUGCCUCCGCCUCCACCUACGCCGAGCUUCUUGUUGCGGCGCUUCACAUCGAGUAGGCCUACGCCGCGACCGACCGUGCCAACGACGGCCAGAUCGUUCAACAGCAAAUUCAACAAGCCGGCAAUAAAUAAUCUAGUCGGAGUGCCAGCACCUUUCGCUACAGGAGGAUUGAGGAUUGACAGCUGCAACAUUUACGGGCAGAUGUACCGAGUGGGACGCAUCAUCGAUGAGCUGUCGGGACCAUGCGUUGAAUGCAAAUGCACAGAGAUCGGCGUCAAUUGCGUGAAUCUCAAGUGCUAAUGAACGCAGUUCUCGAUUUUUGUAUCUGAUCUGCUCCCCCCCCAGUAAACGCGUCAAAUCACGCCUUCGUCACGCUAAUUAACACAUAACAAUCAUUUAUUAUUCCUUUUUUUUGUUCAAAUGGGUGCUUUCUUCUUAAACGUUUUAUAUUUUUUGUUCGUAUGACGAGUUGCACGAAAUAGCACGAAGUGAUUUUUGAAUUUAGGUGUGCGACAG